UUGAUUCGUAGCCAUGUUAGCAUUUACCUUCGGGCUAGUUUGUUCAUUAUUCCGUAGAAUUAACAAGAUUUUAUUACAGUUACAGGCUACAGAUUUGUAAUUAUAAUUUUACGAAAAUGUAUGGUUCGCUGUUGACGGAAGACACAUACAAACGAGCGGAUUCAAUUUUCAAAUCAAUUGCAGAUGAAUAUAAUCCCUCGCUGAAGGAGUUUGUAUUGAACGGAAAAAUUCACGACAAAAAUGUCUUAGAAACUAGUAAAUCUUUCAAAGCUUGUCAUGCGGCUACUAUAAAAAUUGGUAUUUCUGCCACAUCAAGUCCUGGAUGUAAAGAUGUAGGUAAAUGCAUCAUGGAUAUAACUGAAACAAUUCAAGAAGUUCACAUGGCGAAAGAAGCAUGUAUACAAAAGUUUCGGAACGAUAUUGUAUAUCCAUUCGAACGCAGAUGUGAACAAGAUGCGAAAUAUAUUAUAGGAUUACGUAAGAAAUUACAAGAUGACUUCAAAGCGAAAGCAAGUGAGACAGAAAAAGCCUUUGCAAGUCUUGCAAAGCUCAAGAAAAAAACUCUAUCCAAACCUCCAUCUAAGAAAACAGAUGAGAAGAUCAAAAAGGGAACUGAACAUUUGCUAGCAGCAAAGACUGCUUCUGAAAUGGUUGCUCAUGAAAUGCUUAAUCGGGCAUUUUCGGAAGAACGAAAGCGUUAUUGCUUUUUUGUAGAAAAACAAUGUGAACUUAUUGAGGCUAUAAUGGAUUACCAUCGAAAAUCAGCUGAUAUGUUACAAGAACGUUUCGAUCACUGGAGAGAAAUUGGAGCCUCACAACAGGAUCUUUUACCAGGAGCAGUCGCUCUUAUUGAAAGUAGCCUUCCUCGUCACACAAACGUAUCGUUGGAUGAGCUGGACUUGAACAUGGGUAUAUCACAUAGUCAAUCAAGCAACGAUCUAAGCAAUAAUAAAGAUAACUACGGAACUAGCCAUAGACAAAGUUCAAGAAACAUUCGAGGACCAGGGGUAAGAAGAAACGCGAGUACCAGGGUCACUAGUUCUCCAAAAGAAGUUGAAGUAUACAUACCAUACAAGAAUGCAUUGGUGAGCACGGUUGUUGCAGAAGACGAAUCCGAAGAAAAUCACGAAGACGAACAACACACUCUGUUUUCGGACGAAUCGAUCGACGGAAGAUCCUCCGCUUGCAGUUCGUACUCGAAAUCUAUGUAUCGAAGAUCAGGCGAAUCGGAAAUAUCCAUUAAUAGCGUUCCCUCCGUAACAGACAAAAAUGAGACCAGAAAAUCUUGGAAUGAUUCAGGAAUAAGUAUUGGAGAAAUUUGGAAUUCUGAUCAACAAGAAAGUCAUACAAUAAAAAGGGCAAAAAGCAAAUCCGCAACGGACACUGAUGAUGAAAGUUCUAUAAGCGUCGCAUCUACAGUCUCAUUAGAGGAUAAACGAAAUACGCCAAAAGAACAACAGCCAAGUAUUUUUGAAGCAUUGCACGACUAUGCCCCAGAAACUGGAAGCACAAAAAUGAUUCUUCGUCGGGGAGAUAGAAUUUCUGUGCAUAAUUCAAAAGAAAAUGGGGGUUGGAUGUACGGAAUAAACAAAAGAACAAAUCAAAAAGGGUGGUUUCCAGUCACGUAUGCAAAAAAGAUGGAAUCGCAUGAGACGAUAUCUACUUCGGCUGCGCUGGAAAGUCCAAAUGCUAUCCCAACUACCCCAGCGAAAUUUGAUCCAAACAAAAUACGAGGUAUUGCCGUUCCUAUCCCGGUUUUGAACAAGCCACUCACAAAAGUAAAUUAUAACAACAACUUGCGGUCUCCAAAAAACUCUUUCGGGCAGACAUCUAGAUCACCAAAUGAACAAAGGAAUGAAAUCGGCAAAACAACAGAUGGACGAAACGUAUUUCAGUUUACAAAUAACAACACUUUUGAGAAUAUUCAUUUUCGCAAAGGUAAUGGAUCACCUUUGCACUGAUGUAUUCACGCAUUACGUAUUGUAUUCAAUCAACCAAACUUGUAAUAAAACAUUCCGACUGCAGUGAUCAUGAACGUUGCAACCUUUUUAUAAAUUGCACUUUAUUUAGCUGAAAUGUAAUACGAAGUAUCUUUUAUUCUUGAAAUCAUAGAUUACAUGUGCAUGUAGUCCGCCAUGUACAGAGAUUAAGCGGAUGUUUGGUAAAUUUUUGAUGAUCACGUAAUAUCGAAUCAUUGACUGUUUUUUGUGGUGGAGUCGGAGUUGAACAAACCAGAUAAUAUGAAGAUUGACAUUUGACAUCAUCCUUGGCACAAUGUAUGCUAUCAUCUGUCUGUUUUCAAAACUUUAGUUUUAUCAAUCUAUUGUUAUGUUUACAUUUUAAAUACGUACUUUCUGAAAAAUGCAAUAAUAACAUGUAUUUGCACAAA
Styela clava is the source of this 2389-nucleotide messenger RNA. RefSeq names its product BAR/IMD domain-containing adapter protein 2-like. Gene Ontology annotation, molecular function: protein binding. NCBI's taxonomy places the organism in Eukaryota, Metazoa, Chordata, Ascidiacea, Stolidobranchia, Styelidae. Gene Ontology annotation, cellular component: cytosol; nucleoplasm. The record is from RefSeq and is a predicted model, not a curated record. Gene Ontology annotation, biological process: actin crosslink formation; actin filament bundle assembly; plasma membrane organization.